Molecule: messenger RNA, 766 nt
Organism: Acomys russatus (golden spiny mouse)
Lineage: Eukaryota; Metazoa; Chordata; Mammalia; Rodentia; Muridae
Gene: Rasl10a
Product: RAS like family 10 member A
Exons: 3
Coding region: 123-734 (203 amino acids)
Molecular function (GO): GTP binding; GTPase activity
Source: RefSeq, a predicted model, not a curated record
CCUGGCCUCUUGCGGCCCAGGUGCUGUAGGCGGCGCGACGCGGGUGUCCCGGGCAGGGCAGGCAAGGCGCGGGGCCGGCUCAUGAAGCUCCCUGGCGCCGAGCGCGGGAGCGCGGGCCAGCCAUGGGCGGCAGCCUGCGUGUGGCUGUUCUGGGUGCUCCGGGAGUGGGCAAGACCGCCAUCAUCCGCCAGUUCCUGUUCGGUGACUACCCCGAGCGCCACCGGCCCACGGACGGUCCCCGCCUCUACCGGCCCGCCGUGCUGCUCGACGGCGCUGUCUACGACCUGAGUAUCCGCGAUGGUGACGGCGCUGGCCCCGGCUCAAGCCCCAGAAGUCUCGAGGAGUGGCCGGACCCUAAAGACUGGAGCUUGCAGGACACAGACGCCUUUGUGCUGGUCUACGACAUCUGCAGCCCGGACAGUUUCGAUUAUGUGAAAGCCCUGAGACAGCGCAUAGCAGAAAAAAGGCCGGCGGGCGCGCCAGAGGCACCCAUCCUCGUGGUAGGCAACAAGCGGGACCGUCAGCGGCUGCGCUUCGGACCUCGUCGUGCACUGGCAACUCUAGUUCGCCGGGGCUGGCGCUGCGGCUACCUCGAGUGUUCAGCCAAAUACAACUGGCACGUGCUGCGUCUCUUCCGAGAGCUUCUGCGGUGUGCUCUGGUGCGCACGCGCCCUGCGCACCCGGCCCUGCGCCUGCAGGGGGCGCUGCAUCCAGCGCGCUGUAGCCUCAUGUGACCCGAUUGGACAGAGAAAUCUCAUGAAAGCAG